AUGGCGUUGAACAACGGGCCUGAUGAGAAGGGCGUCGCUCACAUGGACGAUCGCCGUGAGAGCAUCGCGGCUCAGCACAUCCACGAGGUCAACGACAGCGCAGAGCUCCGUGGCAUCCUCACCGCAGCCGAAAAUGCCGCCGCCGCAGAACACAACAUGACUUUCAUGGAGGGUCUCCGUGCCUAUCCCAAAGCCAUGGGCUGGUCAAUUGCCCUCUCCACCUGCAUCAUCAUGGAGGGCUACGACACCAUCCUCAUCGGCAACCUCUACGCCAUGAAGCCCUUCAACGAGUACUACGGCCACCCAGACGGGAAGGGGGGAUACUCCAUCUCCGCCGCUUGGCAGUCCGGCCUUACCAACGGUGCCAGUGUCGGCGAGAUUCUAGGCCUGUACGCUAGCGGCUGGCUUGCCGACCGUUAUGGAUACAAGAAGGUUCUCGCGGCGGCGCUUGUCAUGAUGACUGCCUUUAUCUUCAUCCAGUUCUUCUCUGUCAGCCUGUCGAUGCUGCUUGCCGGCGAGAUCCUCUGCGGUCUUCCAUGGGGCGUCUUUCAGACCCUUACUACGACCUACGCCGCUGAAGUUUGCCCUAUUCACCUUCGUUGCUACCUCACAACCUACGUCAACCUCUGCUGGGUCAUUGGACAACUCAUCGCCUCGGGCGUGCUGCGUGGAUGCAUCAGUCUGGAGAGCAAAUGGUCGUACAAGAUCCCCUUUGCUGUCCAGUGGGUAUGGCCCAUCCCCAUUCUCAUCGCUGUGCUGCUUGCCCCAGAGUCUCCUUGGUGGUACAUCCGCAAGGGCCGUGUCGAGGACGCUAAGCGAUCACUGGAGCGUCUGCAGAGCAAGGGCACAAGUGUCAAUGCUGACGAUACCGUCGCCAUGAUGGUCCACACCGACAAGGUUGAGAGGAAGAUCAGCGAGGGAACUGGAUACUUGGACUGCUUCCGAGGAAAGGUCAACCUCCGCCGAACUGAGAUUGCUUGCCUCACCUGGAUCUGCCAGACCAUCUGCGGUUCCUCCUUCAUGGGCAACUCAACAUACUUCUACGAACAAGCUGGUCUCGCCGAAUCAUCUGCCUUCACCAUGACAAUCGGUCAAUUCGCCCUAGGAUUCAUCGGCACCGUGCUUUCCUGGCCGUUGAUGGCCCGCGUCGGCCGUCGCAAGAUCUACGUCUGGGGUCUCUUCUUCCUCACCGUCAUCCUCUUCGUCACCGGCUGCCUAGGCAUUCCUGCAAAGGCACCUGGUUACUCCUGGGCAAUCGGAUCGCUUCUCCUCGUCUACACCUUCACCUACGACAUCACCGUCGGUCCGGUCUGUUACUCCCUCGUCGCCGAGCUGCCAUCCUCUCGACUUCGCCAGAGAACCAUCGUGUUGGCCCGAAACGCCUACAACAUCGUCGGUGUCGCAUACACCAACAUCAUCGGCUUGUAUUCGCUCAACCCGACGGCUUGGAACUGGGGAGCCAAGUCGGCGUUCUUCUGGGCUGGUAACUGCGCUUUGUGUUUCCUGUGGGCUUACUUCCGACUUCCUGAGCCCAAGGACCGCUCUUAUGCUGAGCUUGACAUGCUGUUCGACCAGGGUGUCUCGGCGAGGAAGUUUGCUACGACCUAUGUCAACCCUUAUGAGGUGACCGAGCGACGAGGUGACCAUGAUUCCGACAUCAAGGAGAAGAGUAUGAGCCAUGUCGAGUGA
Fusarium verticillioides 7600 is the source of this 1689-nucleotide messenger RNA. RefSeq names its product MFS transporter, SP family, general alpha glucoside:H+ symporter. NCBI's taxonomy places the organism in Eukaryota, Fungi, Ascomycota, Sordariomycetes, Hypocreales, Nectriaceae. The coding region runs from base 1 to 1689 and encodes 562 amino acids. Gene Ontology annotation, cellular component: membrane. Gene Ontology annotation, molecular function: carbohydrate:proton symporter activity. The record is from RefSeq and is a predicted model, not a curated record. The transcript has a single exon. Gene Ontology annotation, biological process: carbohydrate transport; transmembrane transport.